This is a messenger RNA of Cuculus canorus (common cuckoo), 3123 nucleotides long. RefSeq names its product arylsulfatase D. The record is from RefSeq and is a predicted model, not a curated record. NCBI's taxonomy places the organism in Eukaryota, Metazoa, Chordata, Aves, Cuculiformes, Cuculidae. Gene Ontology annotation, molecular function: arylsulfatase activity. The coding region runs from base 385 to 2127 and encodes 580 amino acids. The transcript is spliced from 11 exons.
UAAAUUUGCCUUGUCUCCCCAUGGGGUCCCACUGUUGUCGGGGCCCUGAGUUAGUGGGGCCAGCGUUUUCCCAGGCAGCACCCAGCACGUUUCCCGCCAGGCAUUACCAGGAAGAAACAUUGAACUUUGUCCCACAGAGCUGUGCUUUCCUUGGAUGGCGUCCUGCCUCUGCUCUUGUUCGCAUCUUCCUAUGCUGACCUCCAACUGAGAGGCCAGCCCAGCCUCUGCCUUCCAGAGGAGCUGAUCCACCAGUGUUUCAAACCAAACUCCAGGUUUUGGAGGGUUACGUGGUGAACGGCAGAAAUUCAGUUUUUAUUACUAUAGCUGGCAUUACUGUGGCUUUACAAUCAUAGAAUAGUUUGGAUUGGAAGGGACACUUAAAGGAUGUACCUCCUAACAGCACUGACUUCAUGUUUAUUCUGGAACAUGUUUGGCUUGAGUGUAGCUAUGGAUUCUAAACCAAAUAUACUUCUGUUUCUGGCUGAUGAUCUUGGCAUCGGAGAUAUAGGUUGCUAUGGGAACAAUACCAUAAGGACUCCAAACAUUGACCGCCUGGCAAGAGAAGGAGUGAAACUUACUCAGCACAUUGCUGCAGCUCCACUUUGCACUCCAAGCAGAGCAGCGUUCCUCACUGGCAGAUACCCCAUUAGAUCAGGGAUGGCAUCCAGCAACAGGUACCGGGCGCUGCAGUGGAAUGCUGGGUCAGGAGGGCUCCCUGCUAAUGAAACAACAUUUGCCAGACUGCUGCAGCAACAAGGCUAUACCACUGGACUGAUUGGAAAGUGGCAUCAAGGUGUAAACUGUGAAUCCUUCAAUGAUCAUUGUCAUCAUCCUCUCAGUCAUGGGUUUGACUACUUUUAUGGUAUGCCUUUCACACUUUUAAGUAACUGUCAAGAAAACAAACCUCCAGAACUGGAUGUAGCCCUUCAAGAAAAGCUUUGGCUUUACAGUCAGAUAAUUAUUCUUGCUGUUCUCACUCUCACUGCUGGAAAACUGACUAAUUUGAUUUCCAUCGACUGGAAGAUAAUUGUCUGUUUUACUUUGGUGGGCAGCCUUUUCUUCAUUUCUUGGUACUCCAGUUACGGCUUUGUGCAGUAUUGGAACUGUAUCUUGAUGAGGAACCAUGACAUCACUGAGCAGCCAAUGAAGUUAGAGAGGACUGCUUCCCUCAUGCUCAGAGAGGCAAUAUCAUUUAUCAAAAGAAAUAGGCACGGACCAUUCCUCCUCUUUGUUUCCUUUUUACAUGUUCACACACCCCUCUUUACCACGGCAAAAUUUCAAGGGAAAAGCCAUCAUAGCUUAUAUGGAGACAAUGUAGAAGAAAUGGACUGGAUGGCGGGCAAAAUUCUGGAUUCACUUGACAAAGAAGGUUUGACAAAUCGUACAUUUACAUACUUUGCCUCUGAUCAUGGAGGACACUUGGAGGCUCAGGAUGGAUCUGCCCAGCUAGGUGGCUGGAAUGGAAUUUAUAAAGGUGGAAAAGGCAUGGGAGGCUGGGAAGGAGGGAUCCGUGUGCCAGGAGUAUUUAGGUGGCCAGGAGUGUUACCCGCAGGAGGAGUUAUAGAUGAACCUACGAGUCUUAUGGAUAUUUAUCCCACAGUUGUUCAUCUGGCUGGAGGAAUACUGCCACAGGACAGGGUGAUUGAUGGACGAAACUUGAUGCCUUUGCUUCAAGGAAAAUCUCAAAAGUCAGAGCAUGAGUUCCUGUUUCACUAUUGUGGGUCCUACUUGCAUGCAGUCCGGUGGCACCAGAAGGACAGUGGAGCCAUCUGGAAGGCUCACUAUGUGACCCCUCUCUUUCAUCCACCUGGGGCUGGAGCUUGUUAUGGGAAAGGAAUUUGCCCAUGUUUUGGGGAAGGCGUGACCCAUCAUGAUCCUCCAUUGCUGUUUGAUCUCUCACGAGACCCUUCUGAAGCAAAACCUCUGACAGCUGACACCGAGCCUCUCUUCAACAUUGUAAUAAAGAAGAUUGGAAGAGCCGUAGAAGAGCAUCGCAGGACACUGGCUCCAGUCCCAGAGCAGCUCUCCUUGUACAACAUCAUGUGGAAGCCAUGGCUGCAGCCAUGCUGUGGGACAUUCCCAUUCUGUUGGUGUGAUAAGGAAGGGGACAACACACAGAGGUUGUGAGGUGGAUGUCUACUAACAUGUCAUGUGGCACUGAGUCGUCUGCUGACAAAGCUUUCAGAAAAUAAUUGUGUCCUUUCUCUCUCUGGGAAGCAAAGGGGAUGAAAAUAAAGAAAAGGAAUACUGAUCAGAGAUACUUCCCUUUCAUUCUUCACUACUAGCCAAAGGUCUAUCUCUUUGAUGUGGUAAAGUGCUUGAAUGGUGACUGGUUUUGCAGAUUUGCAUGUGAGAGAGCUGUAGAGGUAUAUGCCUAAACUCUGCCUAAUUUAUGCCUGCUUAAGCAAUAACUGGCAAACUUUGCAGGGACCCUAGCAUAUGGUACCGAGUAGGCAGCUGUAAGGAAUACUAGAUUUGAACUGAACUCUUAUGUCGUGGUUGUGCCCCUAUAGUUCAUAUGAUUUCAUUGUCGUCCUCUAUCCAAACAUAAUUGUUUGUACCAGUAUCGCAUCCUGUACUUCUGCGUUAUCUCUGCAGUAAUCUCAUUGAGUUGUUGAGCAACAGCUGAGACAGAGUGAAUCUGAUUUAGUGAGUGAUCAUCCUCAGGUUGUGAAUAGCUUUUUGAACAGAUCUGCAACUUUAGUUAGGUAACAGUAAUGUAUGUCAGGAACAGUACAAAAUACAAAACAUCCAGUAUAACUCUGCAACAGUUGCAAAAGAGAGAGAAGCACUUCGUUCUUCAGAAAGAGAAGGUGCAUACCAAUAUGGCAAACAGUAAUGUUAUUGAAAAUAAGAUUUCAAUAAAAAAUGUUUUGGGUUAAUAUUAUACCUGGCACUGUUUCAAUGUAAGAUCCAGAAAAAUAAGGUUCAUUUGAGAAUCGUGUUGGAAUUCAUGCUUGGUAAAAAUGCUUGGUAGAAGUAUGCUUAGGUUUACAAACUACAGCUUGUGAAAAGAAGUUUUACCAAUGCUAGUUAAAAAAAAACAACAACAACUAAACAAAAGUCCUGCAGUGGUGUGAGCGUAGCCAGGCUUUCUAAGGAGGUGUGACUUUGCACUGAACU